Messenger RNA from Tuber aestivum (summer truffle), 204 nucleotides. The record is from the annotation of a GenBank genome assembly. Lineage: Eukaryota; Fungi; Ascomycota; Pezizomycetes; Pezizales; Tuberaceae.
AUGCAAACGUCAAUGCGGCUGCUCCCACCAAAUUUCCAACAUGUCACGUUUGCAGAUAAAGAAGGCAAGCAGUGUAUCUGUAAAUUGGUCAGGUUACCGGAUGGAGCUAACGAAUGCCCAGAUCGUAAAGGCGAUAGUCCGAGAGAGUCAGCAAAUGUUGACUCUCCUACAAGGAGAGUUAACUAUGCUGGGCCCUCGGUCCGG